This is a messenger RNA of Penicillium canariense, 1098 nucleotides long. RefSeq names its product adenosine deaminase family protein. Gene Ontology annotation, molecular function: adenine deaminase activity. Gene Ontology annotation, cellular component: cytosol. Gene Ontology annotation, biological process: hypoxanthine salvage; adenine catabolic process. The record is from RefSeq and is a predicted model, not a curated record. The transcript has a single exon. The coding region runs from base 1 to 1098 and encodes 365 amino acids. Lineage: Eukaryota; Fungi; Ascomycota; Eurotiomycetes; Eurotiales; Aspergillaceae.
AUGAACGGCCUUGCUAUCAGCGACUUCAUAGCGGCCCUGCCCAAGGUUGAGCUCCAUGUGCACAUCGAAGGCACGCUCACACCAGCUCUUCGUUGGAAGCUAGCACACCGCAACAGCAUCACUUUACCUUACGCUACAUAUGAGGAUCUGGAAGCCUCCUACGCCGUGACCUUGAACCAUCGGCCGGAGCUCAACGGCCGCCAGCCCGGUAUCCCGACCUUCCUGGAAGCCUAUUUUGCCGGAUGCGAAGUUCUCCGCACCGAAGGCGAUUUUUAUGAUUUAGCUAUGGCGUAUCUGCGUCGCUGUGCGGCGAUGAACGUACGCUACGCCGAGCCCUUUUUCGACAUCCAAGCUCAUACGCGUCGGGGCGUGCCCGCGACCGCAGUCCUGGAUGGCUAUCUGCGCGCGCAGCAUGAUGGCGCGGACCAGCUCGGUGUGCACUCGCGCUGGAUUAUGUGCUUUCUCCGCGAUGAACCCGUGGAGCAGGGGUUGGCAGCGUACGCCGAAGCCAGGCCGUGGGCCGCUGGGACGGUUGAGGGCGGCAAGGGACUGUUCCACGCUGUCGGGCUCGCGAGCAACGCAUACGAGAGACCACCCAUGCUCUUCGAAGAGGGCUUUACCCUGGCUCAGGCAGACGGGCUACACGUCACCAUGCAUUGCGACUUUGGCCAGAAGGACACCCAUGCGCAUAUGAACGAAGCCAUCUUUCAGGUCCGAAAUGGACAGGGGUCAGAGCGUAUUGAUCAUGGACUCGAUGCCGAGGAUCAAGAAGAGUUAUGGCAAGGCCUGAUCGAUAGGAAGAUCGGCUUGACUUUGUGCCCCCAUGCCUAUCACCGGAGGACAGCCACCGAGGUCUUGUUUCCGAAGAUUCGAAGACUUGCUGAAAGGGGUGUCCAGAUUUGCAUCAACAGCGAUGACCCAACCCUGAUGCAUGAUGUGUGGAUCGAUGGAAAUAUGCAAAAGGUGUAUACAUACUGCGGGUUCAGCAAGGGUGAGAUGGUCCAAUUAGCAAGAAACGCGGUAGAUAUGUGUUGGGCAGAAGAGGAGAUCAAACAUGAUAUUUACGAGGAGCUGCGUAAGGUCGAUAUCAGUGAAUAA